GAUCAAGUUUCGACAUUUAGAUCUUUUUAUUAUAGUGUGUGAAUGAAUCUCAAUAGUGUCUAUGAUGGUUAAAACCAAAACACGAAUCCAUAUCAUUACUUGCAACUCACCCAAUACUGCUCCAUGCUGUCUUGCAUCGAUUAGUCCGGUCUGCGCAUUGAAAGGACGCAUCUCGCAGGCGGAAGUUCGCACAGCAUCAUUAGUGGCAAGAUGGUGGCCACCAGGAGAGGAACGCGCGUGGGCUCCCCUGUGAAAAAUAGAAGCGAUGAAAACUCUGGAGCUACGCAGCCGCCUUCUUCGGCCAGAAGAACGCGGCGCAGAAUGCUAACGGAGGAAAACCAGUACCAAGCUGAACUUACUGGCGACUCCCAGCCGGAUGAGCCGAAGGACGACAGUACCGCCUCUUCCCUAGCAGCAAGUCCGCCCAAGCGAGACACAAGAAGAUCCAUGCGUGUCCUUGCUGACAAAAAGCAACCUGACUCUACCCAUGAAGCUGAUGUGUCUGAGUCAGAAUCUUGCUGCUCUGUAGUUUCUGAUGUACAAGCAACACCUAGAACCCGACGGAGAGCUGUGGUCAGGGAGAAGCGCACUGAACAGGAUGAGUUAUCCGAAGCCGAAUCCUGCUCGUCUACAGUGUCUGCGACCCAUUCUCGUAGAGCCCCUCGCAGCCUGAGGAAACGUGUUCUGACUUCAGCGGCCUCAAAGGAUGCCGAAAAGGUAGAUGAUGGCGAUGAUGAUCCCUCAGGGGCCGAGUCCUGUAGUUCUGCUGUAUCCGUCACAAAAGUUACGGACACUCAUCGGAUAACGAGGAGCCAUCGGAAGACUGCUGUUCCUACCACAGAAGCAGAUCCAAUUGAUCCAGAGUCAUGCUCCUCCAGUGUUUCUGGCCUUCGUGGCUCUGUGGUCCGCAGAUCUGCACGAAACCCGAGGGUAAAACCGAUGGAGCCAAUUCCUUUGAGCUUAGAGGAAACCACAGACACUCCUCCUUCUCCACUACCCAGGAAGCUGAGAGAUCGUAGGCACAAAACAGGUGUUGAAGAUGAUGAAUACGACUCUGAUGGGUGCAAGUCCGGUCCUAGCAUGAGUCCCUGGAGAUCCACAAGGCGUCAAGCCAAACUCAAAACUCUGGUUGGUGAAUCCGAUUCAGAAUCGGUAGCUACUGACAUCUGCACCUCUCAGGGGAGCCCAAGCCCUCAGAGAGGAAGAGGGACUCCUUGUAGUAGCCGAACCGGGUCUGCCAGUAGUGCCCGUGCGGUUCCUGUAACCAGGACAAGAAGUAAAGCAAGAUUGACUUCUGAUGUCGGUGACACAGCUGCAGCCAUGCCUGAGGAACAGAAAGAGGGUGAGGAGCAUGAAAUUAAUCAUGAAAGUAUUCCAGUACCUGAUGGAGAUAAGGCUGAAGACACAAUAGAUCAGCUGGACAGCACCAUGACCACGGACACCAGUGAAGCCCAAGAGUGCACCAUGAUUGAGGAGAAAGCUGAAGAUAUCACUGUAGUUCUUGAUCAGGAUGAGCCUAUCGAGAUGCUAGAACCUCAGAGCAGCAUGCAAGACAUCAAGCUGGUGGAGGACCGUGGAACCGAAACUCUGACGCCUCAGGAAGAACCAGUGGCUGAAACUUCUGCUACACUAACUGAAGAUAGAGAAGAACCUGGAGAUGUUUCCAUGGAAAAUAAUGAGCCAGAGUUUGUGGAAACAAGCCAUGUUGUUGUGGAUCAAACAUGUACUGAGCCUGUGAAGGAGGCUACAGUAGAAGCUGCCCCAAAAGAUCUUAUACCAGUUGUGGUUGAGGAGCAUGAGGAAAUGGCUGAGUGUGAGAAGAAAGGUGUAAUAGUUACUGAGGAAGCUAAUGACACUGUUAAGACAACUGAGGAUGACUCUGUAACAUUGAAGGACCUUGAAGGCCCUUCUACAAGCUCACAUACUCAAGCAAAUUUGACCACCACAGUGGAAACUUCAAAGAAACCUCCUCCCCAGAAAGAAAUGAUCAGUUUACUCGACAGCAGUGAGGAUGAAGACAGUGCUGAUGAAGGUCUGUCUUUAGAAGCUGAAGAUGUGGAGGAUGAAGGCCAUGUGAUGUGCCCUUACAGAAAUCGGACGUCAGAAGAAGCUGAGCCUCAUGGUAAUGGACUGUUUGUCAUAGACACUAGACCUGGACUACAGCCUAAAAAACAGUACUAUGUUGAUGCCAAGCAAACUGAGGAAGAGUAUGAGGAUGAUUUUGUUGAUGAAGAGGGAGAGGACGAUGAAGACGCCGAUUCAAAAGUGCUCUUCUCUACCAAAAAGCCUCUGAUGCAACUAUCUAGUUCCAUUGACCCAGGUCUGAAAAUGAAGGAACUUGGUGGUUUGUACAUCAGUUUUGAUGGCAAUAAGCCGAAGAAUCUUUCCAACAUUUCAAAAACCCAGAAGAACCCGAACAAUCAGGAUGAGUUGCUGAAGAAGAGUGUUAUCGUUCCGGAUUUUGAGAAGAAAGAUGCUGUGCCACCAUACAAGGAAUCAAAGAAUGCUGCUAAACUCAAGCGCAAGGUGGAAAGAGAAAAGACAUCUGGCGAUGGCUGGUUCAACAUGAAAGCUCCUGAAGUAACAGAAGAGCUCAAAAAUGACCUCAAGGCACUGCAGAUGCGCUCAGCCAUGGACCCAAAGCGCUUCUACAAGAAGAAUGACAGAGAAGGAUUUCCCAAAUACUUUCAGGUUGGUACAGUGGUUGACAGCCCGGUAGACUUUUAUAAUUCACGAAUCCCCAAGAAACAAAGGAAAAGGACCAUUGUGGAGGAGCUUCUUGCUGAUGCAGAGUUUAGAAGCUAUAACAAAAGGAAAUAUCAAGAGAUCAUGACAGAAAAAGCAGCACAGGCCGCUGGCAAGACGAACAAAAAGCACAAGUUCCAUAAAAAGAAAAUGAAUAAAUAAUUUCACAAGGCUAAUCAGAUUUUUUUUUUUUCUGUUUUUUUUUUUAAUAGGACUUGUUAAUCAUUUAUUGCAUUUAUAAAGGCUAACAUUAAUUUUCUUUUUAAUAAUCCACAGAAAUUAAAAAUAUUUACCUUGUAAGUUAAAAAAACAUGCAACUUGUACAGAAAACUUAUACUUUUUAAAGUUUUUCCUCAAAUGGAUUGUGAUUGAAAGACUGAUUGAUUACAGCUUGCUGUGGAUUCACAAUAAAUCAGGUCCAAACCAAA
This is a messenger RNA of Ctenopharyngodon idella (grass carp), 3173 nucleotides long. It is a transcript of the gene dnttip2, whose product is annotated as deoxynucleotidyltransferase, terminal, interacting protein 2. Gene Ontology annotation, biological process: RNA processing. Lineage: Eukaryota; Metazoa; Chordata; Actinopteri; Cypriniformes; Xenocyprididae. The transcript has 7 exons. Gene Ontology annotation, cellular component: nucleolus. Bases 211 to 2907 code for a protein of 898 amino acids. Gene Ontology annotation, molecular function: RNA binding. The record is from RefSeq and is a predicted model, not a curated record.